Messenger RNA from Actinia tenebrosa (Australian red waratah sea anemone), 4413 nucleotides. RefSeq lists its product as uncharacterized. Lineage: Eukaryota; Metazoa; Cnidaria; Anthozoa; Actiniaria; Actiniidae. Gene Ontology annotation, molecular function: protein binding. The record is from RefSeq and is a predicted model, not a curated record.
CUCCAGAUCAGAGUCGAAUAUUCUAACUACCAGAGUAUCUGUUUACAACUUCUUGGUAUUUCCUUAAUAGACACCGUGGAAACCAAGACAAAAGUUAGCAGUGUGCUUUAGUGGAGGAUCGUUGGUUUGUGGAUGUUGGAAAUUCUUUUCGCGUGAUGAUUUUGUUCCAAUUUUGUUCACCACAUCUGUGGUACUGAUCCAACRGACACAAAUAUACCAAUGCAAGCUAAUUAAGUAGAGCGUGGUUUGGUUUGGUCAUUCAUGGCUUCAAAUGACAGCCUCAACCAUACUGUGUCUGAGGUUUAUUUGUCCUGGGUGAACAGUUGCAUUCAUGACAGCUCAUCUAAAAUUUCAAACCUGAAAGAAUCACUUAAAGAUGGCUGUGUUUUUUGUCAGUUAAUUGAGAAGACUACUGGCUGUGAUUCUUUGUUUGCCAGCAAAGAGCAGGAAUCAAGUAGCAAUAAUKUGAAGUACCACUCAACAAUAGACCAGGCUAUUAACUAUAUGCAAGAAAGAGGAAUUGAGAUUACUGAAAGUGAUACUUAUAUCAAAGAUAUUGCAUCUGGUGAUCUUAAAGCAAUCCUAGACUUGUUGUGGCUUAUCAUACUUAACUUUGAUAUCCACAGUCAUAAUCGAGCAGCCUAUCAGCGUUCAGUAAGCAUGGGUAAGAGAUUCUUAUUGGAAUGGUUUGCAAGAGAACUUCCUGAUGUGAACCUGGAACCCAAGGGAAACUUCGUUGAAUGCUUCCAGAAUGGUGUUCUUCUUUCACGACUUAUUUCAAAGUACUGUUCUGUUACUAACACUGCCGACAGCCAAAUCAAGUCUCCAGAUAAUAACGUUCUCAAAGGACUUUUAGAGGCUGCAGACUCCCAGUUGGGUGUUCCAAGUUGUAUCUUAAGUGUCUCCGACGACCCUCAAGAACCUUGUAGAACAGCAAACCAAAUCGCAUGAAGCCAUUCAGGCUCUCCAGGCAAAACUCCAAGCCGUCAACUACCAACCUCUCACGCCAAAACCGAACAAGCAUCCAUUACCAAGGGCUGGGAAUCAAGAAAUGCCUCCCGUAUUUGGUUUGAGCUGUCAGAGCAAAGUGAUGUCGAGUGAUGACACAUCUAGAAGGAUUGAUUGCAACGAGAAUGAACUGAAUUCUAGUGUAGUAAACAGUGGAAAAAGCGACGAUAAUAUUAAGUCUAUCUACGGUACUGUUGAUAAGCAUAUUCUGGAAUCAAUGUUAGAUACUGUUCAAGGAUAUAUGCUACAAAGCGGCCCACAAAAUAAAUCGUGGUUAAACGGCGAGGAAGCCAAAGCAACAGACUCGUUAACAGAGAAACAGGAUUCAAAUUCUUCGCCUUCAGUUUCUUCCAAGACCGAAGAAUCCUCAGAAACGUCCAUGCCCGUGCAGGUCAAUGGUUCUGAUGUUGCUCAACUCGAGAAACAGGAAACCAAAGACAAAUAUAAGGCAUCUGAAUCAAUGGAAAAUGGCCACGAAGUUGACGUCAUCGAUUCCGAAGUCGACGAAGCAAAGCCUUCACACGCUGAUAAACGCUUAAACAGUCUGGCUGGAGGCGAAGUACAGCAAGAAAGCACCAAGGAAAUAGCGAAUCAGUCGACUCCAAAAUCUGAAAAACAAGUAACUUUUUCUGGACUUGACGCUGUAUUUGCUCUACCUAAAGACUCGAGUUCACCGAACGAGUUGAGUAGGACCGAGUUUCCUUGUACGACUGGUUGUGCAGCUGAAGUUGUCGAUGAUAUGGGAAAUGUUUUAGAUUUAGUUGAGAUUAAAAAGGCUGGCUUCGACUAUCCUAUUUCCUCAAAAGAAACUGUAACAUGGGCUUCUUGUGGGGAAGGACUAAAUGACAAUGACGAAGCUAACGAAUCGACUGGGUCAAUAAGUUUUGAUGAUGAAAAUGAUCAGUUCAUGAUGUACUUGAACUCAAUCGAGCAAACGGCUCUGAAGUUUAAACUCCAAGUUGAGCAAGCAAAAAUUGAUACCUUACAGAUACUGAAAAGGAGACUUGAACAGGCUUAUGAAGGAACACCUCUUGAGGAAAUUCCCGCCAAAGUCCAUGAGAAACUCCAAGAAACAAUUGCUCAAAUAGCGACAGAAGAAGUCAAGAAAUACGAAUCGGUUCUCCACGUGGAUGCACAAGAUGAAUUUGACGACGACGAAUGUGGGAUUCUUAAGCAAAUGAGAGCAGAAUUAGACGCUCUUGCUGCGGAAAACUUCACACUCAGUCAAGAAUUAGAAGCGUGCAAACGCUACGAGCAGGAAUACCAUACGUUACAAGGAAAAAUCGAAGGAAUGGAAGACGGCUUGACAACAAUGAAGCACGAUUACGCCACGAAAAAUGGAGAAAGUGAGUUCUUGGGAAAGAGGAUAGAAGUGUUGGAACAAGAAAUGGUGUCAAUGCGCGUUGAAUAUGAAGAACAAAUUCGAGAACUACAAAAUGAAAACCUUGAGUUGCAAAAAGAGUGUCUGGAACUUGACGACGAAAAUCGUACACUUGAGGACGAGUUGAAGAAAAUCCAAGUUAGUUUGACAGAAAAAACAUAUGAAGCUGAUAUUUACGAAAGUCGACUUGACGAUAACCUAGCGGAAAAAAUUACAGCAGCUGAGCUGGAGGCUUUAGAAAUACGAGUCAAUGAACUAGAAAGACACAACAAAGCGAUGAAAGCCAGCAGCGAGGCUGAUCAUGCUGUUGUAAUAUGCUUAGAAAAGAAGGUUGAAGACCUGGAAAGUAGUUUGUUGGAAGCAAAAACCGCGAACAGCAAUCUACUGACGGAGCUACACGAAUCGCAGCGACAACAAGCAACGGAUCGUGCUAAGUUAAGUAGCUACAAAGACGAACUCGAGGCGCUGAGACGCGAAAACAAAGUUCUGAAAUGCAGUCUUGAAAGCUCUGAAAAUGAAGUUCAGUAUCAGAGGAGGAAAAAUGAGCAAUCAAGGACACCAGUUACAAAGACUCGUUCGCCAGGGAGUCUGGGUAAUAAGAGAGAAAUAUGGAACGAAAUAAGAGAAUUGGAAACGAUAUUAAAAGAUGUACAAAAAGAGAAAAAGACAAUUGAAAGAAAAUAUCAAGCUUUUCGAAAAGAUAGUUGUGAUCCGAACGCCUCAACGAAUUCCUCCAACGCCUCAAUAUUAGAAAACAGUCAAUCCACGAACCCAGGCUCUCCGAACAGUACCUUGAGAAGAACGCCUGACACAACACCAAGAUCUAGAAAGACGACCUCACUAUUGGACAGAGUGAAUAAUCUGUUAGAUAAGUCGAGUCUUCCUAAUGGUACAAGAACUGACGGGAUAACCAGCACGCAUGCCAAUCGCGUGAGUGCAACUCUGAGUCGAGAUGCUGGUAGUAGCCCGAGUAAUGAGGUGUUAACUAGCCGAUCUAGUGCGUCACUUGGUAGAACCCCAGUGAAUAAUGGAUUGUCUGAAGAGCUGAUGUCUCUUCGUAAACACGUUGGUAGCCUAGAAGCAGAGAAGGCUUCAAUCAUUCGUGAGCUGAAUACCAUAAGAACACCAACCAAAGACGAGAACAGCCCGCAAUCAUGAGCGUCUUGGAAUACGUCUGCUUUAAGAACACUGCUUUCUCUAGACCAGCAAAUCAUUGGUCAGCAGUGAAUGAAUAAGACAAGUCACUGAAAUGAUUUUACCAAACAAAAUGGACGUUUUGUAUAUCGAAAAUUGGAGAUUUCGUACUAGAUGCUCUCUUAUAAUGGAAAAUUAGAGAGGAAACGUCAUCUAAGAACAAUACUUUUCUAUUGUGGAAAGACAUUUUUCUAUCAGAAAUAUUUUUAUAUCGAGAUUUCAGGAUUUAUCACAAAUUUAAAGAAGCAUGCUCUAGCUAGUAAUAUUGACUAUAGAAGCAAGUACUUAAUAUAAAAGUCUAUGAGUUGUCACAAGUAUUAGUACACUGAAUUGAAAUAUGGCGACCAAUUUAAAUAACUAUUGUUCUGCACUGAGUAGCGACUGACUAGCCUCUCAUACAAGUGAAAACGCUUUGAUGUUUUCAAGUGAACACGAGACUAGUCAGUCGCUGUCAGUGCCGAACAAUAGUUAUUUAAAUUGGUCGCCAUAUUUUGAUUUGACGUAUAGCGCUCAAGUUAAGGAGUAAAAGAACAUUUCUUGUUAUGAUUUAAAAGGAAAACGUGCAAAAACGCACACAUUUGCGUUAGAAGUUACUCGAAAUAUGCUCGACUGAAUUAUAUGUAAGGAGCCGCCAUCUUGCAUUCACCGGAAGUGCGGCUUCACCAAAAUAUCCUUAAGUAUUACUAUAUAUGGCUAUUUGAAUGAACUAUAUAGUUUAAAAUAACGAUGCAAAAUAUGUAUUAAUUAUUAGAGAUGCAUUAAUUCAUUUAUAUGCAAACAUAUUUAACAGUGUAUCAGACUAGGAAGUCUAAUAUAUUUACCAGUUUCCA